Protopterus annectens (West African lungfish) is the source of this 3203-nucleotide messenger RNA. It is a transcript of the gene SLC5A1, whose product is annotated as solute carrier family 5 member 1. NCBI's taxonomy places the organism in Eukaryota, Metazoa, Chordata, Ceratodontiformes, Protopteridae. The record is from RefSeq and is a predicted model, not a curated record. Gene Ontology annotation, cellular component: plasma membrane. The transcript is spliced from 15 exons. Gene Ontology annotation, molecular function: D-glucose:sodium symporter activity. Gene Ontology annotation, biological process: sodium ion transport; transmembrane transport. The coding region runs from base 205 to 2196 and encodes 663 amino acids.
CUCUCUCUCUCUAUAUAUAUAUAUGUAUAUGUAUAUGUGUGUGUGCAUGUUGGGGGAGCUACUUUUUUAUUGUCCAGUUUAUGAUUAACUAAAAAGGAUAAAAUAGUGCACACCUUGGGCUAAGGCUACUAAGUCUGAGCUGCUGAGCACAAAUGUUAGUUGCAUCUUUCUAGUUGUUCUGCUGAGUCUCAAACCUUUGCCACAAUGUCCACAACAGAUGCCUGGGGAUCAGAUGGAGUACCUACUACAGCGCCGCCGGGCAGAAAGAUUCUCAUUAACAAUCCUGCAGACAUUUCAGUUAUUGUUAUCUAUUUCGUGGUGGUUCUGGCUGUGGGAAUAUGGGCAAUGGUAAGAACAAGUCGUGGAACUGUUGGUGGAUUCUUCUUGGCUGGACGAAGUAUGGUCUGGUGGCCGAUUGGGGCAUCUUUGUUUGCCAGCAACAUCGGUAGUGGACAUUUUGUUGGUCUGGCAGGGACAGGAGCAGCUGCGGGCAUUGCCACUGGUGGUUUUGAAUGGAACGCUUUGGUUGCAGUCAUAAUUUUAGGCUGGCUGUUCGUUCCCAUCUACAUCAAGGCUGGGGUCGUAACUAUGCCUGAGUAUCUGAAGAAGAGGUUUGGAGGACAACGUAUCCAGAUAUACCUCUCUUUGCUUUCACUAAUUCUAUAUAUCUUCACCAAAAUAUCGGCUGAUAUGUUCUCUGGGGCGAUCUUCAUCAGAGAGGCACUGGGACUGAACAUUUACAUCGCUGUUGUAGCUCUACUGGCCAUUACUGCCCUCUACACUGUCACAGGUGGUUUGGCUGCUGUGAUUUAUACUGAUACCUUGCAGACUAUUAUCAUGGUGGUGGGAUCCUUCAUCCUCAUGGGCUUUGCAUUUAAUGAAGUUGGUGGAUAUGAGAAUUUUAAGGAGAAGUAUAUGAAUGCUAUUCCUUCAAUAAUAUCGUUUGGGAACUUCACAGCAAAAGAGGCAUGUUACACCCCACGCCAAGAUGCUUUCCACAUCUUUCGAGAUCCAAUAACUGGUGACCUACCAUGGCCAGGGCUCAUCUUUGGGUUGACUGUUCUUGCCACAUGGUACUGGUGCACAGACCAGGUUAUCGUUCAGCGCUGCCUGUCUGCCAAAAGCAUGUCUCACGUAAAGGCAGGCUGCAUCUUGUGUGGCUACCUCAAGCUCCUCCCCAUGUUCCUGAUGGUGUUCCCAGGCAUGGUUAGCCGAAUUCUGUACACAGAUGAAAUUGCAUGUGCAGUACCAGAACUAUGUAGCAAAAUUUGUGAUACUCCCGUUGGCUGCACCAAUGUUGCCUAUCCUAAGCUGGUAGUCAAUCUGAUGCCAAAUGGUUUGCGUGGCCUGAUGUUGUCAGUGAUGCUGGCAUCGCUGAUGAGUUCCUUGACCUCCAUUUUUAACAGUGCCAGUACACUCUUCACUAUGGAUAUCUAUGCCAAGGUCCGAACCCAUGCCACGGAGAGGGAACUGAUGAUUGCUGGAAGAGUCUUUAUCCUUUUUCUCAUUGGUAUCAGCAUUGCAUGGAUUCCUAUCAUUCAAACUGCCCAAAGUGGACAGCUGUUCGAUUACAUCCAAUCAAUUACCAGUUACCUGGGGCCCCCGAUUGCUGCUGUAUUCAUUCUGGCUGUUUUUUACAAGCGUGUGAAUGAGCAGGGUGCGUUCUGGGGGUUAGUUAUAGGACUAGCUAUUGGACUUUCUCGGAUGAUUGCAGAAUUUGCUUUUGGAACAGGAACAUGUUCCGAACCUGGCAACUGCCCCUACAUUAUCUGUGGGAUACACUACCUUUAUUUUGCCCUCAUCCUCUUUGGAAUUUCGCUCAUCCUUGUUUUGACAGUCUCCUGGAUGACAAAGCCCAUUGAUGAUGUACACCUCUAUCGUCUCUGCUGGUCCCUCCGCAACAGUAAGGAAGAACGGAUAGAUCUGGAUGCAGAUGAAAAACAGCCAUCAAAAGAGGAUGAAAUCAUGGAUGUUGAAGAAGGACCAAAGCCAGACCCUAGCUGCUGGAGAAAGGCCUAUAACUGGUUCUGUGGCUUUGAUGACAAUCCGGCCCCCCAGCUAAGUGAGGAAGAGUUGCAAGCUAUCCAGAAUAAGCUGACCGAUACAUCAGAAGUGCCACUGUGGAGAACCAUCGUCAACAUCAAUGCUAUCAUUCUUCUCUCAGUAGCUGUGUUUUUCCAUGGCUUUUUUGCAUGAAUUCGCCUACUUGGUGGUUCACGAUAUGUGUAGAAUGGACUUCAUAAACAAUUUAAAAAUAUUUCUUUCUGUCUUUUGAUUACAUCAUUAUUUAUUUUUCCUUUGCACUGAAUAUUGGAAAAAAGAGAAGAAACACAGGCUGUUGAAUCUCCUAAUGAGUUCCUAAGAAUGCUGCCCAUCAUAAGCACUGAAACAUUAUCAGCAAGCCAAAGACAGCAUGCUGCAGAUUUCACUUGAAGAUGAAGGUGUAUUAUUCCUUCCUCAUGUCUGUCUAUAUCAGCCAGCUGUCCUGUGCUCAAUGACUUCUGUAUCUAACAUGUUUGGCCUAAGAAAUCUAUUCUUUAAAUUGCAGCAGAUUUUUUCCACACAGUAAGAUUGCCUGCCACUGAGCAGUGUUUUUCAAUCAGGCUUUUAUUGUCUGUGUUUCAUAUUCCCAGCACAUGUUCUGCAUACAUGAUUGCGCAAUUUAUUAAGUGAAAUGUUAUAAAAUUUUAAAUGAUAGAAUAAUGGAGUUUUUUUGCCUUUACAAUAACUAGCUCUCUGCAAUGUUUCCUGAUGCAUUUUACUGAUACCCCUCUCAUGAAUGCUUUGUCCUGAUCUGAUCAUCAUAACUUUGUUUGGAAGCACACAGCAUACAUAUUUCCUGGUUCAUAUUCCAUCCUUUUGUUCUAUUAAAUCUUUUUGCAUGUUGUUCCAUCAUCCAUCCUGCUUAGUGCCAUCAGCAGAAAGAAGUCAAAUCAUGACAUUUUCAAAACAUAUACUAAACAGUUAACCAAUACCUUGGUGCUGUACUAUCACCAUUGUUUAGUUAAUUUAUGUCUAAAAGUGUUAUCAUGAAGACAGUGGACUUAUACAGUUGUCAGAGUAAAUAAAUAAAAAAAUACAUACACGAUUGUGAUCAGUUAGCUGUGCUGAAUUUGCUUGACCUGAUUAUUUUUAACUACUUAAGUGUUGAACUCUAUUGUAUUCUGAAAUUAAAGAAUAGAAAAAUUGAUUCAUAACUGUGA